UUGGUGUGGUGCUUCUUUGGCCGAUCUCUGUGCGGCGCCAUGGAGGCUUCGCUGCUAGUCUGCGAGCGGCUGCACCCGCGCCAUGACCCGCGCUGGCUGCUGCAGCUGCCGCCGCCUCUGUGCCUGGCCUGUAUCAUCGAGGCCCUGGGCGACGGCGGCUCCUCGCUGGUGCGAAGGAAGCACGUGCUGUCCUGCUUCCGUGACAUCCUGGCCUGGCACGCGGUGCCAGUCAUCCAGCUGCUGGCUCAGGACGAAAGGGUGUGCAUCCAUUUCAUAGGAACCCUGUUUGGGAUGUUGCAUACUGUGGAAGACAACAGUGCACUGGACCUGUCCAUUGAAGUGCUGGUGAUGCUUGUCAUGAAGCUGAAGUCAGAGCAGUACAUACACUAUGUGUUGGAUGAAAGCCAGAAAGAGUUAUACAAGCCAGCCACCAUGAGAGGCAGUCUGCCCACAUUUAUUCUGCUGGGCAAGCUGGCUGAUGCUAUCCCAGUCUUUGCUGAUAUGUUAGUGAUUGCACAUGGUAAUUUAGUGGAUCACCUGUUGACAGGCUUGAUGUACCCCAAUGAGGGUGUAAAGGCAUCUGUCUGCUAUCUGUAUGGCAAGCUGUACUCUUCCUGCAUCGGUGAAGAUAAGCUCUCGGUGCACUUCACAGAGAAGCUGUGUGGCCUCUUUCUAGCUACCCUGGGGAAUGCACAGACAAAGGAGCUGCAGGUUAAUUGCAUGGGUUUGCUAAAGGAGCUGCUGAAAUCUGAUCACUUUGUAUCAGUUAUUAUGAGUAGUUCAGGAAGAGAGGCAGAUUCUGAAAGUGCCAGUUUGUUAGAGGGAGAAAACCCCCUGCCACUGGUGCUCAAAAAGCUGUUGCUGUCCAGAGAUGAGACAUUACAGGUGGCAAGCACUCAGUGUAUGGCUGCUGUCCUGGUGCAUUCUGCAGUCAAAUAUGCUCCUGCCUUUAUCCAUGCAGACAUUCCAGAGUUCCUGUUUGACUGCCUCUCCUGCACUAGCGAAGUUCUCAUCUGGUCAGUUUAUUGCUGCCUGCUACUUCUAACAGAGGAGUGGCUUUUUUUUUCCAAGUGUCACACAGUUUAUGGCAUUGAGUCUCUGGUGAGAAGUCUCAGAGAGAUCCUGCUACUGAACAAUGUGGAGCUGCACAAGCAGGGGCUCCUGCUAUUCACUGAAAUACUGAAACGGCAGCCGAGGGAAAUCAAGUUAUUCACAAACCAUGCCAUGUGCAAAAAUGCCAUUAGUGUUCUUAUGGAGGCAGUCAACUGCCCAGUGCUGGAAGUAGCAGCAGAGGCUGUGAAAGCUGUGGCUGCUCUUUUGAGGAAGGACCAUUUGAGUUCUCCCCCAAUGCCAUAUGAAGAGCUGCAGACCCUGAUAGAAGCUGUGCUGAAGCGAUGUGCUGACCUCUCCUUGCCACGCAGUAGCAGAAGGCCUGCAGGUGACCUCCUCUUCUCAGUAGCUCAGAGUCACUCAGGAAACAGAAACCAGACCAGAGCUCUCCUCAGGCAGGGGCAAUUCCUGCUCAGCACCUUGGACGGCUUCAGAAAUGCUUGCAGGUUGGCAGUGGAAUGUCAAAGUGAUCCCUCAGCUCAGGAGAAUGCUUUUACUGCUCCCAGCUCAGAGAGUGAGAAUACCCUGAGCAACUUCUCUGCAUUUCUGCUGAGGAUUUGUGACCAUCUUUGCAUCCCUCUAAUCAUGAAGUAUUCUGAACAGACUGUCAGCCCAACUCUGAUGGAGGUUUUCAUCUCAACCCUUAACACCCUGUUCACCGUGGUGCCAAACAUGUGUGAGAAGUUCUCAAGAAAGCUGGUGUCCUCCUCUUUCAUCCGACUGACACUGGAGCUGAAGGCCAAAUUCUGCUCUGGACAGAGCAACCCUGCUUUGAAUCAGGCCUGUUCUUGCUUCCUCUACAAUGUGUGCCUGAGUCUUCAUUCAACUGCAGAGAAGAUGAAGAAGUCUUCCCAGGAGGGCAAAUUCUCUUGGCUUGAUUCUCCUUUGUUUCUCUCAGCGCAGAUGUCUUUGCUUUUGUUCUGGUAUUCCUCAGUUCUUCCUGCCAUUCUUAACGUAGCUUCUUUUCUAGAGCAAGAGAUGUCUGAGCUCCUGCAGAGGAGUCUGCCUCAGUUAAACUACAGUGUGCCUGAAGGCCUCAUCCUCCUGUCAGAAACCGCAGAGCCAUUUUGUUUAGAUGAAGCCCUUCGCAGCCACCAGUAUUGCUUCCUGCUUCUCUUGUACUUUGCCUAUACCAUGGAAGACAGAUUUGUUCCAGAAGCAGAAUUAUUCUCAGCCGUAAGGAGUUUCCUUCUGUCAGUGCAGGAUCAGGGAGACUGUCCCCCUCCAUAUGUGUUCAGAGCUGUUCUUUACCUUCUGGCUAUAUGUCAAGACAAAGGCGAAGCCUUAGACUUGAGUCCUCUGUGUGCCAUCAAGAGGAUCGUGGAGAAUAUAUCAGAUGUGGGCUCAAUCUAUGUUCACCAUCCUCUCCUGCUUAAAUUCUUCCUGCGUUAUUCCGAGCUUGUGGGCAGGUUUGGUCACCAUAUUCUUCAACUCUGGUUUUCCUGGGAAGACUGCAGUCAAAUGGAGAUUGAAGAUGCUGCCUCUGAACUCUCCUCUGGCUUGCCUGAUUGCCCAAAUGGCUUUAACAGUUUACUUCAUAUCCUGAAAGGCAACUCCAGCAUUUUACUAAUUUUACUGGAUCUCGUCUGCUCAAGCACCAUGGAAGUGGCCCACAAGGUGCUGAUGACACUGAAGGUCUUCUUGAAAAGAAACGAGAAUGUCUUGGUCUGUGACCUUCUCCGAAGCCAGUUUCUCCAGAUUCUGCAACAGCUGCUGGUGGAGAGCAGCUCUGCAACUUUACAAGCCAACAGGAACCUGCCGUUGUUACUGAGCCUCAUCUUUCUAGUGCAGCUGAGGAAUGAGGCUGAGAGAGAGCUGGACAGCACAGACUUCAAGCUGCUCCACCAUGUCAGCAACCUCUGUGGGAAGUGCAGACCGGAUGAUACAGAGCUCCUGCAACCCUCCUUGAACUUCCUGUAUUGGAGCCUUCACCAGACAAUGGUCUGCAGCCAACAGAGAGUGGUGGCCGUGCUGCUCUCCAGUGUUCCUUUACUGGAGCUGCUCCAGAGAGUGCUGGAUGUUACCUGGACAUGGCCAUCUCCCUCUGAACCUGCUUUAUCAUUCUCAGAGGAGGCACUUCUCUGCUCUGCUUGGCUGCUGACUGCUUCCCUCCUAGCUCAUCAGCACAGUUACAACAGCGAGGUUCAUCAGACAAUCUCUCUGAAUUUAGAGAGGGUCCUGAAUGUAGUCAUCUUCAGAAAGAAGAAGCCUGCACUGCUCUUAGGUAGGCAGAGGCUGGUUGAAGGACUUGCUCUUGCAGCUUUUUUGCUGUCAGUCCCCUGUCCAGUUGGUAUCCUUCAGCUCCUGAGGGCCAUCAUUAGGCAGAACUUCUCCUCAUCCCUGCUAGUGCUUAUAUUCCAACCCACGGGCCAGAGCAGCUUGGAGUCCUUACCAUCAGAGGACGAUGCCUCCCUGUAUCCUCUGACCAUGCAGCAGGUGUUUUCGCUUGUCAUCAGUCUGCAGAAUCUUUUGGCCCAGAAAGAUCUGCUGCUUUCUCAAACUGUGGUUGCCUGCCUGGAGGCCCUGAUGGAGUACCUGCAUGUGAAGAACCAGGAAACUGCUCUUCACGUUAUUUCACAGCCCUGGAAUCGAUUUCUACUGUUCACAUUACUCAGUGGUGGUGAGAAGUCCUUCCUUUGUCCAGAAAUUCUCAGACUUUUGACUCUGUUUGCGAGGUAUCAGAACAACACUAUUAUUUCUCAAAGUGAAAUUAGCCAGAUCCUCCAAGAGGCAACAAAAGCCAAUUUAUUAGAGCUUCCUGAAACCACAUCCCAAGCUCUUCGCCUCUUUCUUCUUCAGGUCCAGAGCAGGCGCGAUCAGAGAGAGCCAGCCCAGGCAGAGACCAUUCAGACCUUACUAGAGACCCUCCCACCAAGGACCAGGACUUCUCUAAAGAAUCCAGACAUGAUGUAUCCUUUUGUAGGUUGUGCAUCUUUGGCAGGUGACUUUGGCGUGGUGGCCUGGACAACUGCAGUUAGCUAAAUUAUAGGACAAAGGGAGUGACAAGGUGCCAGAGGGCUGGAAAAGGGCCAAUGUGGUCCCCAUUUUCAAAAAAGGGAGGAAGGAAGACCCAAGAAACUACAGGCCCAUUAGUCUUACCUCGGUCCUGGGGAAGCUCUUUGAGAACAUUAUCCAGGAGCACAUCUGCAAGGGACCAGCAGGGGAGAUCAUGGUUAGGGGCAACCAACAUGGGUUCAUUUGAGGCAGGUCCUGUCAGACCAACCUGGUGGCCUUCUACGACCAAGUCACAAAAUCCUUGGACACAGGUGUUGCGGUGGACAUAGUCUUUCUGGACUUCAGGAAGGCCUUCAACACUCUCUCACCCCAUUCUCAUUAACAAAUUGGGCAACUGUGGCAUGGAUGCCUACACAGUCCGAUGGGUUGUUAAUUGGAUGGAGGGCUGCAACCAGAGAGUGUGGUGGAUGGGUCUUUUUCGACCUGGAGGGAUGUGGGCAGUGGGGUCCCCCAGGGCUCGGUCCUAAGGCCUGUACUGUUCAACAUCUUCAUCAGUGACUUGGACGAGGGGGUGAAAAGCACCUUGUUCAAAUUUGUGGAUGACACUAAAAUGUGGGGAGAAGUGGGCACGCUGGAGGAGAGGGAGAGGCUGCAACUAGAUCUAGAUAGGUUAUAGGGGUGGGCGGAUGAGAACAGGAUGGGAUUCAAUACUGACAAGUGCAAGGUACUGCACCUGGGGAGGAAGAACCAGCAGCAUACCUACAGGCUUGGGAACUCCCUUCUGGUCAGCACAGAGGCAGAAAAGGAUCUUGGUGUCAUUAUUGAUUCCAAAAUGAACAUAGGCUGCCAAUGUGGGGACACGGUCAGCAAGGCUAACCGCACCUUGUCAUGCAUCAUGAGCAGGUCCAAGGUGAUCCUCCCCCUCUAUGUGACAUUGGUCAGCCCACAGUUGGAGUACUGUGUCCAGUUCUGGGCGCUGCACUUCAGAAUAGGGAUCUGGAGAGCAUUGAGAGGGUCCAGAGGAGGGCCACUCGUAUGAUCAGGGGGCAGCAAGGCAGGCCCUACAAGCAGAGGCUAUGGGACCUGAACCUGUUCAGCCUCCACAAGAGAAGGCUGAGAGGGGAUCUGGUGACCAUCUACAAAUCGGCCAAGGGGGACCAGAAGGCUAUGGGAGAGUUCCUGUUCCCCUGAGCACUACCAGGAGUAACGAGGAAUAACGGCCAUAAGUUGACCGAGCGUAGAUUCAGGUUAGAUAUCAGGAGGCACUACUUCACAGUCAGGGCGGCUAGGAUCUGGAACCAACUUCCAAGGGAAGUGGUGCUUGCUUCUAUCCUGGGGAGUCUUCAAAAGGCUAGAUAAUCACCUAGCCAGGGUCGUUUGACCCCAGCAUCCUUUCCUGCCUAUGGCAGGGGGUCGGACUUGAUGAUUUGUUCAGGUCCCUUCCGACCCUACCUGCUAUGAAACUGUGAUAACAACUUGUUCCUUUCUCCCUGUAUUGCAAACACUCUGGUGCGGGUUGUGUUGAUGCAUGCAACAGGGAUGUCUGACAGAAUAAGCACAAGUCUAGGAGUGGUAAGGUUUGCCCUGGCAGAGGCUCCCACCAAGGGUGAGCAAUUCACUUAAAUUCUUACGUCUGCCUCAGCUCUUUCACUGCUAUCUCAUGGUGAUGCUUGCUUGCCUUUCCCUCAGGAGUGGCACGGAGAUAGCUGAAUGCUUGUACUUGGAAGACAACAAACCCUAAGAAAAUACUAACUACCAGACCUGGUGAAAAGGGCAGCAGGCAUGUCUGGUGACUCUGCCAAGCAGCACCCCUGCUCUGCCUUAACUGGAAGCAGAGGAGAUGGACCCUACUACUGGCUGCAGCCUUCCCAGCCACAGGGAUGGGUUGCCCCUAGUCUUGACUGUGAAGAAUAAAUGAGUGAGCCUAGAGUUACCUGCCUAGUUAAGUGAUGACUCUUCUGUCUGGUUUUACCUUUUUGGUUUGUUUGUGCAGCACUGUCUCAGCUACUUAAUGCUUCUGGGGACAGAACUCUUGACCCUGCAGGGGACCCUGCUCAUAGUAGAUGAUGCUGUUAUGAAUCAUAUGCACUACAAUAUUUGCAAGGAAUGUCUUUCACCUUUGAAGAUCACAUGGGAACAAAUCCCCAAAUAUGUCUUUUCAGUAAACUCUGUCUGGUUAGUAAUCAGCACCCACUGACUGGUAGGCACAACCUUGGGGGUAUUCCUGCCAGACUGCUCCAUGCUGGGAGCUCAGGUUUUUACCAGAGUAGAAGUUGUCAACCUGGAGACUCUGUGGGGAUUUCCUGCAAUUCUUUUCUGUGUUUAUGUGCAUGGAGGAGGGAAUGAGUGACUUGAAGGGAUAUCCUGUGGUCUUGCUAAGAAGGCAGCUCCCUUUUUCCUUUUUUAAAAAAAAGUGGUCUUCAGCUACCGGAGGGUCUCUGAAUUUGUUUUUAAAAAGGGAUUCUGGAUGCAUUUGAAGGUGGGGUGUGUGGGGGGUGGUCUGAAAGUAGGCUUUCCUGCACAGUUCAUUUUGUUUUUUAUUCAUGACACUGAUGUCAGAUGCCUGGGAGGAGUGGCAGUCUCUCUCUCGCACGUCAGAGACUGAUAUAAGAGGCAGGACAUACUGAGAAGGCAGAGAAUUGAGAAAUAAGGAACAGAUGGAAUAAGAGACCAUUUCUAACUUCCUUGCCAGGCAGUGGUUUGGAGAAGGCUUAUAACAGGAGUGAUUUCUAGCCUGCUUUUGAAAGCUGUUUGUUCUGUUGUUGGAAAGCAACCACAAAAUAAAAUUUUGGAAUGUC
Alligator mississippiensis (American alligator) is the source of this 6863-nucleotide messenger RNA. It is a transcript of the gene MEI1, whose product is annotated as meiotic double-stranded break formation protein 1. The transcript has 30 exons. NCBI's taxonomy places the organism in Eukaryota, Metazoa, Chordata, Crocodylia, Alligatoridae. Bases 40 to 4092 code for a protein of 1350 amino acids. Gene Ontology annotation, biological process: meiosis I. The record is from RefSeq and is a predicted model, not a curated record.